AUGAGACGCCUCAAUCGUCUACCCGGCGCCUUGGCCCCUCUGCGGCGGGCGCCAAGGGCCGCUGGACACCCCGGCUCGCCGCUCCCCAAGCGACUGCACCGUGGCUUCUUCACCAAGGCUACGAGUCCGCGCCUAAAAGAUCGCAUCGGCGCCACCUUGCCCGCCGCCAUCAUCACCAGCGGCCUUUUCGUCUGGUGGCUCUACCCCUCGGAAGACUUCGCCGAGCUGUCCUCCCAGCCUAAGAGACGGCAUCAUCAUGGUGGGCGUUCACGCUCCGAGCUUGAAGAUGACCUGGACGAACUGGAGGAGCAAGACGAUGUCGACGACGAGCAAGAGGACCAAUCCGCAUGGGCCAACUUUGCUCGUCGCUUCGAGUCUAUCUCACUCAUGUCUGACCUCGAGUGGACCGAGUGGUCGGAUCGGCUCGUUGGCUUCAUACUCCCCGAGUGGUCCAAGCUGCUGCCAGGCUACAUGAGAAAGUUGCAGCGUGAGCUGUCCAUGUCACCGGGCUCCUUGGCCGACGAAAUUUGGCAAGAGGCCCACGACCCGGUCAUCAACCCAGAGAUACGAUACUCUGCCCGCGUUCGAGUGUCUUCAGACCUGUGUGACGAGGAAAAGGAGUACCUGUCCCGGAGACGAAGGGUGGCCCGGGUUGCCCUGGCGAAAUAUCUCGGCCUCAAGGAGGACGAGGUUCAUCCCGAUGAUGUCCCCACCAUUGCCAUGUGUGGCUCUGGUGGCGGCCUCCGCGCCCUCAUUGCCGGUACAGGCUCACUCCUGGCUACCGAAGAAGACGGGCUAUUUGACUGCGUCACUUACACUGCUGGUGUAAGCGGCUCCUGCUGGCUUCAAACACUCUAUCUGUCGUCCUUCACCGGCAGCAUCUCAGCCCUACUGGAACAUCUUAAAGCACGCGCGUCGAUACACAUCGCGUACCCGCCGGUGGCUUUCCAUUCUCUCAUAUCUUUGCCUACGAGCAAGUACCUCUUGAGCGGUUUGGUGGAGAAGCUCAAGGGCGAUUCCAAGGCCGACUUUGGUCUGGUUGACAUAUACGGCCUGCUUCUCGGUGCCCGCUAUCUUGUGCCCAAAGGCGAGUUGGGUGUCAACGACCAGGACUUUAAGCUGUCAAAUCAACGCGACUACGUCAAGCUCGGUCAACGUCCCUUGCCGAUCUAUACGGCAGUCCGGCACGAGAUUCCAGAAGCCCGCGAAGACCCUACUGCAUCCCCUUCUGAGGCGGCCAAGGAAAAAGCAAAGCAAGAAGCCUGGUUUCAAUGGUUCGAAAUCACGCCCUACGAAUUCUUUUGCGAGGAGUUCGGUGCUGGCAUCCCAACCUGGGCCAUGGGGAGAAGGUUCAACGAUGGCAAUGAUGUGCCCCCCGAGGACAGCUUCCACUUGCCUGAGAUUCGCGUUCCUCUCCUCAUGGGCAUCUUUGGAAGCGCUUUUUGCGCGACGCUGAGUCACUACUACAAGGAGAUUAGACCGCUGGUGCAGAGCCUGACCGGCUUCAGUACCGUCGACGACCUGGUGUCUGGUAGGGACGACGAUCUGGUCAAGGUGCAUCCGAUCGACCCUGCCAGCAUCCCCAACUUUGCCUACAAUAUGUACGGAAAACUAGCCAAGACUACGCCCCAAAGCAUCUACAAGCAUGAGUACAUCCAACUGAUGGACGCCGGAAUGUCCAACAACCUGCCCAUCUACCCCCUCUUGCGCCCCGGUCGAGACGUCGACGUCCUCAUUGCGUUCGAUGCGUCGGCUGACAUCAAGUCGGACAACUGGCUCUCCGUGGCAGAUGGCUACGCUCGCCAGCGAGGCAUCAAGGGAUGGCCAGUCGGAAUCGGGUGGCCCAAGCCCGGCGAGUCCGUCCAGCAGACGACAAGGGAGCUUGCCGAUGCCGAGGCGGACUCGAUGCGCGAAGCGGAGCAAAGGGUGCAGGAUGCAAAAGCGGAGCAAGUUGCGCUGCGCAAACAGGCGGGAGACAAGGCCAAAGACCUUUCCGGCAAAGACGAGGAAGCCAAGUUUGAGCCAGGAGACGAGGAGGCCGGCGAUCUGGGCUACUGCACGGUCUGGGUCGGCACCACGCAAGAACGCAAGUCGGAACAGCCGCCCCCAUCCAAGAAGAUCACCGAGGCCAACACGUUCAACCUCAUGGAACCUGACGCCGGCAUCGCCGUGGUCUACCUCCCAUUCCUCUCCAACGACAAGGUUCCCGACAUAUCGCCCGGCACGACCGAGUUCCUCAGCACCUGGAACUUUGUCUACACCCCUGAGCAGAUCGACAGCGUCGUGCGUCUUGCGCGAGCCAACUACGACGAGGGCAAACAGCAGAUCCGUUCGACCGUUCGCGCCGUCUACGAGCGUAAGAAGCAGCUCCGUGAAAAGGCAGAGAAGGAGAUGCAGGAAACGACGUUGCGGAAGAACGCGAGGAGGGCUCUCAUGGGCCACGGAGACCAGUUCAGCUGA
Molecule: messenger RNA, 2460 nt
Organism: Purpureocillium lilacinum
Lineage: Eukaryota; Fungi; Ascomycota; Sordariomycetes; Hypocreales; Ophiocordycipitaceae
Biological process (GO): glycerophospholipid catabolic process
Cellular component (GO): cytosol
Molecular function (GO): A2-type glycerophospholipase activity
Source: RefSeq, a predicted model, not a curated record